UUGUGCUCUUCGUGUCGAAGUGUCGGGUAUCGCCAUCAGGUCAGAUUACUUCCACGAUGGACCGAACCCGGCCACGUACCGCACAUUCCGCCCGCUCUAAAUAUAUCUAUUAAGGCCACGGGAGGAAAGUGGGGGAGGGGGCGGGGGGGGGCAUUUUGAGCCACUUUCACCGUUGCAUGUCGGUCGGAGAAGAGGUACAGAACAUGCCCGGAACGGCCGUGAGACCCAAAGCUCGGGAGCGGAACAGCGUCCUGAACAGACCCGAGUUCAUGUCGCUCAAUCAGCCGCUCAGAGGUGGGGGGGCCCCGGAGAGCCGAGGCGGCGGAACCGCUUCGAGGCGCUCCGGCUCCAUCCGCAGCCAAGCGAGCGAGGAUGCCGGCGAGCGCGAACCGGGCCAGCAGCGGCUGCCCGAGGAGGACUGCAUGCAGCUGAAUCCGUCGUUGAAGGGCAUCGCCAAGAGCUCGCUGCUCGCCAUCGACAUCUGUCUGUCCAAGCGCAUGAGCGUGUGCGCGUACACUUGGUCGUCGUGGGGGGGCUGCCGCUCCAUGUUCAACCUGCUGGCGCUCACCGGACACGGCCUCACCUGGAUCAUCGGCACCGUCGUGUGCCUCACGCGCAGCAACACGCCGGCCGGCCAGGAGGUGCUCGUCAACCUGCUGCUGGCGCUGAUCGUGGAUGUGCUGACGGUGGCGGGCGUCCAGCGCCUGGUGAAGCGCAAAGGUCCGUGGGAGAUGGCGCCGGGCUUCCUGGACCGCGUGGCCAUGGACGCGUACGCCUUCCCGGCGGCGCAUGCCAGCCGGGCCGCCAUGGUGUCCAAGUUCCUGCUGUCUCAUCUGGUUCUGGCCGUGCCGUUGCGCAUCCUCCUGGUGCUGUGGGCCGUCCUGGUCGGGGUGUCGCGCGUGCUGCUGGGCAGGCACCAUCUGACGGACGUGCUGUGCGGCUUCGCCCUGGGGCUCUUCCACUUCGGCCUGAUGGAGACAGUGUGGCUGUCAUCCAACACGUGCCAGACUCUCAUCUCCAUCGGGACUCUCAGCUGGAGUCCCUUCUCCUGACCAGAGUUCUGUGCUAAGACUUCACCAGUCUGAGUUGUCACAUUCUCAAUGCAGGUUUGCAUGAAAUGAAAGCCCUUCAACCUACAUGUUCAUUCUAGACGUGAUACUUUUUUUUUAAAAUUUGGACUCAGAAAAGCAAUGUUCCUCAAAUCUUGUUUUUUUUUUUUUUUUUUUUUUUAGAUCAGAAAACUCUCAGCACACAAUCAAACAAAAAUGUCACAAAAACCAUAAAGUGUUCUCCUUUUGCAGAAGAUUGGGAGUGAGCCAUGCCACAAAUAGCAAAAAUCUGCAAAUAAUUUAUACCCCAAGAUUGCAGUAAAAAGUACUUGUCAGGGGGAUGAAGCGCCUCAACACACUUCCACAUAGUUUAUUGGCACCAAGAGGCUGCAAGAUGGCAGCAAAAAAAUAUUCUGCAUAGAAAUGAAGCUCCUCGACUUACUUCCACAUAGUUCCUGGCCAGCAAGAUCGAAAAACACUACUUUUAUUGAAAUAAUGAAGCACCUCAACUCAUUUCCACAUAGUUUAUUGGCACCAAGAGGCUGCAAGAUGGCAACAAAAAAAUAUUUGCAUAGAAAUGAAGCUCCUCAACUUACUUCCACAUAGUUCCUGGCCAGCAAGAUAGCAAAACACUACUUUUAUCUAAAUAAUGAAGCACCUCAGCUCAGUUCCACAUAGUUCAUUGGCACCAAGAGGCUGCAAGAUGGCAGCAAAAAAUUAUUUUGCAUAGAAAUGAAGCUACUCGACUUACUUUACCAUACUGCAGUUCCUUGGCCCCAAAAUGUCACAAGAUGACGCUAACGCAAGGCUUUCACUGCUGAGUUGAGUUAUUCAGCGACUUAUCGAGGGUUAUGUUCCAAGAUCUAUGAAUUUGCAGUAAAGGCUUGUGUAAAAAAUUAUAUAUAUUUGUAAUAGUUUAAGACCUCCUGCACAAUGUCCAAAUGUUUAAACAAGUUCAAACAGUCUUUAACCACCUCAUAACCGCUGCUUGCGAAUUCCUGUUCUAAAGGGCCCCCAUCCAUUUUCUUAACAUAAGAAAAUACUUUUUUAAAAUCAUUGUAUUUUUUUAAAUAAUAAUUAACCACUUUAUUUUAUGAUAUCAAGCUCAACUUUAUAAAGGAAUGUUGGAGUGAGCUACUAUGAAAACAACAAUAAAAAUACAAAAAUGCUUUAUUUAUAAUAAUAUAAUUCUUUAUUUUCAUAUUAUAAAUGUAUUCUCAUAAUAUAUUUAUACAGAACAAUUGCUCAAGGAAAUAUAUCUUUUCUGAUAUUAAUAUGUUCGUGAUAAAGUCUUUGUUCUAAAAAAAAGUGCUUUAACCCUCUGAUGUAUGAAUUGUGAAAGCCUUGGUCAAGAUUUUUUUUUUCUAAGGUGUUUUUUUUUUUUUUUUCCAGGACAUGAAAUGAAGUGUUCAAAAUUUUCAAAGAAUCUUUUUUUUUUUUUAAUAAAGUUACAAGCACAGGGUUAAAUGGGCUUCAAUCUCAUAUAAUUGAGUCCUAAAUUAUAUUUUUUAAAUUUAUUAAUGUCACAACAUUUUUUGUGAUAUUCAUACAUUAGCCAUUGAUUUGUUUUUUGAGUCACUUGGUCUAAUAAUAUAAAAACCUUGUUAUAUUUUCAAAAAACAAAUUCCCACUUGGAACGUUACUAUUUGUACUAAUUGUUGUUUUUUUAUCAUAAUGCGAAAAUGAAACUAUUUGUUGGAAAAGUUAUACAUUUAU
Messenger RNA from Syngnathoides biaculeatus (alligator pipefish), 2765 nucleotides. Its product is annotated as inactive phospholipid phosphatase 7. The record is from RefSeq and is a predicted model, not a curated record. Bases 177 to 1052 code for a protein of 291 amino acids. Lineage: Eukaryota; Metazoa; Chordata; Actinopteri; Syngnathiformes; Syngnathidae. Gene Ontology annotation, molecular function: sphingosine-1-phosphate phosphatase activity. The transcript is spliced from 2 exons. Gene Ontology annotation, cellular component: nuclear envelope.